CCUACAACAAAAACAAUUGCCCAAAUCCAGAAUCCGAAGUCAGAACUAUCAAAUCGCAGCUUCGAUAAUGGCGGGAAGCAGCGGCGGGAACCCUAACACAGCCCCUAAGAUACUGCUAGCAAAGCCCGGCCUUGUCGCCGCCGGAAAAUUCAAUCGAGGCGGCGGAGGCGCCGCUGACGAGGACGCCGCGGCGCUCCGCUCUCGCCUCCCCUCCGUUGGGUCUCUGAAUCUCCUCUCAGAUUCCUGGGAUUUUCAGAUUGAUCGAUUUUUACCGUUUUUGACGGACAACACUGAGUUUACCGUGGUGGGUGUGAUUGGGCCACCGGGUGUGGGGAAAUCAACCAUUUUGAAUGAAAUUUAUGGCUUUGAUUCUUCCUCGCCAGGUAUGCUGCCUCCUUUUGGCAUGGAAUCAGAGGAAACAAGGGUGAUGGCUAGGCAUUCGACAGUAGGAAUCGAGCCCAGGGUCUCCUCCGAAAGGAUCAUACUUCUCGAUACACAGCCUGUAUUUAGUCCCUCGGUUUUAGCAGAGAUGAUUAGGCCCGAUGGGUCAUCAACAAUCUCAGUAAUAACUGGUGAAUCAUUAUCUGCAGAGCUAGCUCAUGAGAUGAUGAGCAUACAGCUUGGCGUUCUGCUUGCAUCUGUUUGUCAUAUUAUCAUCGUGGUAUCCGAGGGAGUUCACGAUGCCAGCAUGUGGCGCUUGAUGAUGACGGUGAAUCUAUUAAAACACGGCAUACCCGAUCCGUCUUCCACGACACUGUCUCAUCCACAGAGCUCCGACAAAGAAGCUGCUAACAAGCCUCUGAUGGAGAGCGGAGACGAGUACAUGGCUGCUCCCAUUUUUGUGCACACGAGGGUCCGCGACCAUGACAACACUCCACAGAACUCUCAGGCGCUGCGGAAAGCCCUCGCACACUGCUUUGGCACGUCCCCGUCUGUGAGUGAAGGCCAAGAUGCCGCGAGAGGUGCUCAGGACAAGAAACUGUUUCUUGUCCCGGCCAAGGGUAAAGAUGGCUCGUCUAGGCCGCUCUACGAAAGCUAUGCAUCUGCCCUUUGGAAAGUGAGGGAUCAGGUGUUGUCGAUGACCACGCAGUCGUUUUCACGGACGGUUUCGGAGCGUGAGUGGCUGAAGAACUCCGGCAAGGUAUGGGAGCUGAUCAAGAAUUCUCCAACUAUUGCAGAUUAUUGCGCUACGCUUCAAACAUCUGGUUUAUAUAGGAAAUAGCUCUCUCGGUCGUAUUAAAUCAAACAUUAGUCACGACUUUUCAUAUUUACUUUUCUCCAUAUUUUUUAUACUAAAGUGAAGUUUGAUACAUUGGAUUAUUUCUGUAUAAUAGCGAUAUUAUGAGCCAUUUUUCAUACAAAAUUCGGGUUAUUUAGUUGUAA
Molecule: messenger RNA, 1383 nt
Organism: Salvia splendens (bonfire salvia)
Lineage: Eukaryota; Viridiplantae; Streptophyta; Magnoliopsida; Lamiales; Lamiaceae
Product: protein SMG9-like
Exons: 7
Coding region: 68-1222 (384 amino acids)
Biological process (GO): nuclear-transcribed mRNA catabolic process, nonsense-mediated decay
Source: RefSeq, a predicted model, not a curated record